Culicoides brevitarsis is the source of this 5710-nucleotide messenger RNA. RefSeq names its product rapamycin-insensitive companion of mTOR (gene rictor). Gene Ontology annotation, molecular function: protein serine/threonine kinase activator activity. The transcript has 10 exons. The coding region runs from base 100 to 5673 and encodes 1857 amino acids. Lineage: Eukaryota; Metazoa; Arthropoda; Insecta; Diptera; Ceratopogonidae. Gene Ontology annotation, biological process: TORC2 signaling; positive regulation of phosphatidylinositol 3-kinase/protein kinase B signal transduction. Gene Ontology annotation, cellular component: TORC2 complex. The record is from RefSeq and is a predicted model, not a curated record.
CGACCAAAAUAAAUAUUUGUAAAAAAUUGAAGAAAAUAGCAAAUUAAGCGAUGAAAACCAGCGUAAAAUACCUGUAAACACACCCAAGAUAAUGCGACAAUGAUGAUGGCUGGUUGGAACGUGAGGAACCGCAGCAUUAACUACCGAGAUCGAAAACUAUCGCCCGAGGAGUACUUCCGACUGGAUGAGAACAAGUCGCCCGUCGAGAAUGCCUACACAAUUUACAAAGGAUUAAGUAAUAAGAAAACAAGCGAUAGUCUUCGUGUGUGCUUUUUGAAUGAAAUUGUCAAGUUAUUCGAGGAACACAAGCCGGAUUCUCUCAAAUUUACAGUCGAGGAGUGGCUUUAUCUAUUUAGUACGUGUCUCGUGCAUCAUCAGUGUCAAAUUCGAGCAGCGACUUUGCGAGCAAUUCGUCAUUUGCUGUCGCACCCAAAUGAUUUGCAAAAGUUCAACGAGUUGCAACUCGCCUAUUUGUGUUGUCGCAGUCUCGAUAUCGUCUUGUUCAACGAAGAGGAACGUUUGCAGGCCCUCAAGCUCAUCCGCAAAAUGUUGGCAGUGUCUCCGGAGCACGUUAGUCCCGUAAUUGUUUAUUGUCUCGUUUCGUUGGCGGAAUCGGGCACGAAGGAGCGUAUUUUGCGUGCUUGUCUGGCAACGUUGUGCGAAAUUGGUGUCCUGAAUCCGAAUUUGCUGAUAAUGUGUGGCGGCGUGAGUGCGAUACGACGAAAUGUACUCGAAACGCACAGUCCUCGGAUUGCGGAGUCGUUGUGUGGGGUUUUGUUGCACUUGUUGGAAUAUCCGUGCACGAGGAAUCUGGCGGGCGUUCGAUUGGAAUGUCUCGCGGCACCAUAUUGUGAUAUUACCUACAAGAAACAGAAUGCCGGAGAUCUUCGUUUCACAAGUAGCCGCAUCGCGUUACUCUCCGUGUUGAAAAGCUUCGCCGGCAUCAUUGAAUUUUGCAAUCCGAAUAACACGUCAGGCCUAAAGGCGAUCAUCGAGGUGUUAUAUUUGAACCAAGACGAAGUCAAGAAAGCAAUAUUAGACUUAUUUUACGAAUUAAUUGGGCUUCCAACGCCACAAUGGAACGACGAAUCGAUCGAUUAUUCCGUCGCGCUCGGAGUUGUCGAUCCUGCCGACUUUCAAGACGCAUGGCGCAUCACAGAUGGUUUCGUCGCAGUCGAAGGACGCUCAAUUCUGCCCACAUUGGCUCAUAGUGUGCCCAAUAUCACGGAAAUUCAUCUUUCCAUGCUACUCUACAGCUUCGUGGAAAACAGUUUGUUGAAUGCGCUCGUUCAGGUGAUUGUGACGAGUGAAAAUGCGUUGUCAGUACGGGCUACAAUCCUGCUUGGGAGACUUUUGGAGCUGAUGCACAAGUUGCUGCCAGCGGAUGUGUGUAACACGAAUCAUUGUCUUCCGACGUUGAUCAUGAAAGCGGCGGAAGGAAAUGAUCGGGCAAAGGCAGCGAUUGCCGCACUUACGAGUUACCAUCAAAUGCUGCGAAAUCGGCCGGCGAGUUGCAGUUUGUUCCUCGACACGAUCAUCCAGAGUGGGCAACUCAUCAAUUCGCGGAUCUUUCAUCGGGAGAUCAGUACCAAAGAGGCAUAUUUGUUACCAAAAAAACGCGCGACUCUCGAAAGGCGUCGCUACGACUCGGUAGGCUCGUCUUCGAAUCACGAAGAUGGCAGCGACAAUGGAAGAGAUGGCGCCGGCAUCGGAAGUUCGAGUAGUAUCAAGGGAACUUUUACCCAAAAACGCGCGAAAUUUUUGCAUUUCUUCGAUAACACGAAGGAAUACGAAAAAUUGAUUCAUGACUCGCAAGUGUUGUCAACGAAUAAUCCCGCGACAUGGGAUUGGGAUAUUGUCAUCACACUGUUGCGAUCUGACAUGCUCGGCAAGAUGGAUGACCUGCAAACGCGAUUUAUUCGUACCUUAGUCUCUUACUACAAACCAAGUCUGAAUUUAUUUUCGCACGAAGAACUCACGGAAAAACGUCAAGUGCCGUCGUUCGUUACUGCCGGCUUGGAUUUGCUCGAUUGGCUGCUGAAGUCGUCGGAGCUGGAAUGUAUACGAUUACUCACGGAUUUAUUUACCGACAUCAAAACUCAUCUUUUAGCAAUUAGUACGUCGCGCAGUGCUCACAACUGUCUUUUCAGUCCGCAGCACAUGGCAUCGACGAUGUGUCAGCAAUAUUUUCUCUUCAUUGGUCGACUGUGCAAAAAUGACCAAGGAUUGAAUGUUCUCACGAACACGGAUGUGUUUAAACAAUUAAGUAAUUUGGUUUCCAGUACAAAAACGCAUAUUUGUUAUGUAAAGUUGAUUGUGUCGGGUUUGGAUUAUUCGUAUCGAGUUCCUCGACAGAUAUUAGAAAAAGCAUUAAAAUCGCCUCAACGUGCAGCUCGUCAUUACGCCACGCAAUUUCUUUUGGUUUUGUUACGAGCUAAAGUUCCCAAAUUCGAUGAAUAUGGCAUCCCAUUGAUCAUCAACCAAUUACGUGACAAAGAACGUCUCAUCUCGCUAACAGCUCUCGAUAUCCUGCUGGAAGCGUGUCACGAUAAAACCUAUUUGGAGGAAAUUGUCAAUUUAUGGCCCUCCGAAGAGCUUGCCGGUCUCGAGGAUGACGGCAGAAUAGUAAUGACGAAAUUUUAUUCCAUCCCUCGCGGAAUAAAUCACACAAAAGCUCACGUCAAGGAAGAAAUUCAACUUUGGAUGGAUUCGUUCAACAAAAAAUACGUUCUCAUGCUCGAAGCGGAUACGCAUGCCUCCUUAACGCUCCAUACGCGAAACGAGGACAAAACUUACAGCAAACGGACUUGUAGCAAUCGCCCAACAAUUGUUCCGCCAAAUAUUUUGCCUCAUUUGUACGGGCAACUUGUGCAAACUUCUCAAGGGAUGGCGAAUUUACAACGUUACGGAUUGCUGGUGCAACACAUUGAGACUUUGGAGAAUGCCAGAUGCGGUAAUGACACGGAAUGUUUGAAUUUGAAGGCGUCGUUGUGGGUUUUGGGACAUUUAUCGACAUCAGCGGAGGGCGUGGAGUUCUUAAAUGAUCCCGUGACACGCGUUUAUGAGAAAAUAAUUUAUUUGGCGAAAACGUGUCCCGUUUAUUCGAUUCGCGCAACCUCGAUAAACGUCUUGGGACUCAUUGGAAGUACAAAACCCGGUGCUGAUGUCUUGUACAAACUCGAUUGGCUUUGUGUGAGACACGAUCGAAACACAUUGUGGCCCGUUAACGAACCCGAAGACUGGGUUUCGCAGAAACUUUCGCCUGUAAGACAUGCUUUUGAGAGUUUUCCGCCGUACAAUUACACGGGAAUCGAUGAGAGGGACUUGAAUGUGUCGGGAAUUGGUCAAGCUUCGUUUUAUUUUGACGAUCCGAAUGACAGUAUCACGGAUAUUCAACGAGAGGAAAUUGACACAGUCGAUAUGAGUGGCGUCGCGCCGCUUCAAGUGACAUCAACAACGCCUUCCGUACCCGCCAAAGCACGAACUUUGCCAGAUAAAAUAUUGACAGCACGUGCAAUGCGUUCAAAACACAACCGAUCGUUGUCUGAAUCGAAAACCGCAGACAGUUUGAGUAUUAUUAACAAUCCGGAUAUUCGACAUCGGCAGAGAUUUAAUUCAGGCACGGAUUCUAACACGUCGGGCGUAAGUAGUUGUGACUCGGUUGGCGGGAGAAAUGCACCGGAAUUCACAACGCAACAUCAUACCCUCAGUCCGAUCCCGAGUUCGUCGAAUCUGAUGGAGUUCAAGAGACCCAGACCAAGGAGAAUUUCCGUUACGGGUGUGCCCAUUAACGAUAUGGGACCUUCGCCACAGGAUAUUCAUGGCGUUGCUGCAUUUCGAUCGAUACGACGAAAUAGACCUGUGUGGUCAGAAUCCGCAGCGGAAGAUCACAACAGCAGUACGGUUAGUGAGAGUCAGGUUCAAAGUACGGCAAAUAGACCGUUUUACAGCAAAUCCAAGAGUUUAGAUCGACAUUCGUCGUUUAGUGGGUAUGAAGAUUUCAAACAAAAUUUACUUUCUCAUCGUCUUCUUAAAACAAGCAAUCUCAAAGGACCUUGUUAUAUUGGCAUUUGUCUUCCAAAGUACAUCAACGAUCUGUUUCCUCCAAUUGUUCACAACGCCGGCACUUAUGUGUCGCAACUCAACGGCGCAGAUUCCGCCGUGCAACUUGUCGCCGACUUAUCGCUCCAAAUGACGCAACUGACGACAUCAGACGAUGUUAACGUCGUCGCCGAACCCCAAAUCACGAAUCUUCCCAACAUGAUGGAUAGCAUGUCAGACGUUGGCAUGGUAUCAAGCAUGUCGGAUGUCUCAACAACGAGUAAACGUUGCCGCAUGGUAAGCAAACACGAUCGCAACGAGUGUCUUUAUUGCGCCCGUCAACGCGGAAGUCGCCUCAAUUCGUCGUCGUGCAUCAGCAGCGACUUGAAUAUUUCGGCAUCAACGUCGCGAAAACGCGGAUCUUACGCGCCACAAAGCAUCCUGACGGCUUCGAUGGAUGUCUCAUAUAAUUCGCCAGAAAGUGUUUUUAGUGAGGAGAGUGUCGGCACGGGUCGCAUUAGCAACCAGAUAUUGCGUCACGUGCAAAAUAUGGUUGUGUGGAGUAAGCAAUCGAAGAAUGCGUUGCUCGAGUUGAAGAAUAAGCAACCGGCUGCCUUUCAGGAUAUCUGUUUGUAUUCGGAAGUGUGCAAAAUAUUGGGAAAUAAUACUUACAGACCGUGGGCACGAAGGUUUAUUCAAGAGAUUUUCUACGAUCUCGACUUUGAUUGCUUCUUCAGCGACACAACGGAGAUCCUCAAGACGCAACGCGAGCUGUUUAGCGACGAAACGUUGGAAAUUAUCGAAACGAGUGAUACUUCUGGUGAAUUAAAUGUGAUAACGAUGUCGAAGAUGUCGUCUCUAGCCGGUGCGGCGGAAAAGUCUAAUAGUAAUUGUAGUAGUAGUAGUAGCAGUUCAGCAAUUGUAAAAACUCAUUUGAUGCAUUUCAAGCCGCCCGCACUGGCAAGUGUGUACGAAGCGAGUGCCGAAAACCUCCUUACCGACUCGCUAAACUCAAAACGCUCCUCGUUAAAUCCUCUUUCAGUUCCUAACAAGCCAGACGGCGACGACGACGACGAUGAUGACGUAACGACGCCCGAAACCCUCAAAUUCAGAACCGAACAAAGCAUCGAUGGCUCCUCAGCCACGACUUUAACCGAAACUGCCAAUAGAAAUAUUUUUACUACUAAUGAUAUGUGUAGCGUAAGCAACUUCAAUAAUAAUAGUAAUAAAUCUAAUAACUACAUGAGACCGCGAUUUAACACGUUCGCGUUCGACUUGAGUUGCACGAAAAACAAAUUUCCCAUCAGGGAUCGCAGUAAACUACUUGCGACGAAAGAUCUCAAUCGCAGCGGCGACGAUAACGCGGGCAUUUUCAAACCUGCCGAACGUGCGCAAAGUCUUCAUACGACAUUUAGCACAACCGCCGCCGUCGCAGCACCUUUUGGCAGUUUGUUUUGCGAGAAACGAUUGCUGCAGGGAUCUCAAUCGGAGAUCGGUCUUUCCCUCAUUUGUCAGAAAAAACAACCAAAUUUGAACGAAAGCAAAAACAGUAUUUUUCAGAAAAUUUGGUCCUUUGGAAAUGAUCUGAACUCAGUAGUUUUGGAAAUCUAUCGAAAAUGCCAAAAAAUUUAAAAGAAUUUUGUCAGUUUCAAGUGAAUUUUAUGUGAAG